Choloepus didactylus (southern two-toed sloth) is the source of this 581-nucleotide messenger RNA. RefSeq names its product putative MORF4 family-associated protein 1-like protein UPP. The record is from RefSeq and is a predicted model, not a curated record. The transcript has a single exon. The coding region runs from base 40 to 399 and encodes 119 amino acids. Lineage: Eukaryota; Metazoa; Chordata; Mammalia; Pilosa; Megalonychidae.
GGGGACGAGGCCGCGGGGCGGCGGCGGGCGAGCGGCGCGAUGCGGCCCGUGGACGUGGACGAGGUGCGGGAAGCCGAGGAGGAUUCCGAGAGGUCCCUGAACCCCGUCCUCAACGCCAUCCGGGAGGACGUCGCCUCCCUGGAGCGCGAGCACGUCCGGGCGCACCUGAGGGCCAGGAGGAAGCUGAUGGAGAUCGAGAGCCUGCUGGACGAGAUCAAGAGCGAGGUGGAGGCCUCGGAGGAGAGCGCCAUGGAUCCCGGCCGAAGCCCGGGCGCUGAGGCCGAGGAGCGAGUGAUGAGGCUGUGCGAGAAGGUGGAGAGAAAGGCCCUGGAGGCCGCGCUGAUGGGGAGGCGGAUAGUGGAGAGUCACCAGCAGAUGGAUCGCUACGAAUGCUACUGAAGGCCUCGGGAGCGGGUGAGUCACGGUCCGAAAGGGUGAGCGGGGAGCCGGCACUCAGAGAAGAGCUUGGUAGGGGCAAGAAUCCUUCGUGUUCCAUCUUCUCCGGGUUCGCCACCCGGCUGUCUCCGCAAGCUGCUCUCGGAUCUUUGAACUCCCGCCCAGUUGCUGUUGAGGUCAAAUCG